Molecule: messenger RNA, 2225 nt
Organism: Homarus americanus (American lobster)
Lineage: Eukaryota; Metazoa; Arthropoda; Malacostraca; Decapoda; Nephropidae
Product: galactoside alpha-(1,2)-fucosyltransferase 1-like
Exons: 7
Coding region: 568-1722 (384 amino acids)
Biological process (GO): carbohydrate metabolic process
Cellular component (GO): membrane
Molecular function (GO): galactoside 2-alpha-L-fucosyltransferase activity
Source: RefSeq, a predicted model, not a curated record
CUUAAGUCAUUAAUAAACCUUCCCACAUCUCUAAGCCUCCUGUAGACGGCACAAAUAUGUUUUUAACAUUUUCUAACUGUUCAUCCAAGACUUUACAUGAUCCUUGUCUCUUCACCGUCCACUUGUUCUUGCCUCCGGUACUCUACCUUGUGCUGUCAAACGCCCUUAGGAAAGUACAAAUAUCCUACACUAUAAGGUCCUUCAGUGGGGCUGCCCGAUAGUGAAUAACUAUACGAGAGUUGUCAACACCGAACCGUCCAGCCUCUCAUGUAUUACCUUCGUUUAUACUGGAUGUCGUGUCUCCCUCCUGGAUCUCUUUCUGGUGUUAGAAAUUAUUUAGGGACUUUUAUGUUUAGUGCUUAGCUUUCAUACCUUAUCCGCGCUCUGUCAAGAGAGUAAUUGGACUCUACUCGGGCUUCCCCAAGUAUCAUAAUUGGAGGCGAGGUGAGAGCGAGUGUGACUGCCAGUUAAACUCGGUCCUCACCAGAGGGAAGGUCUCCAGUCCCGGGCUCUCCCGCAUUGCCCUGUGUCUUAAAAUUUGGAUCUGUUUGUUUGUGGUGCGUUGUGAUGUGCCGUCAGGUUGUGUUAGUGUUGCUGGCAUUCACUUCAUCCUACCUCCUGUUCUACUUCCAUAAUUUUUAUCCACACCCGGUCUCCUACGAGCUCAAGCCGGCUUCAUAUCUCUCCAAGCAGGCUUCUGAUGCUAUCGAGGCUGUUUCUAAGCUUCUUCAACCGGAUGUUGUCUAUAAAUACGCACCGGCCUUUUACAAUGAAACCGAAAUAAAAGGUAUCAACAGAAGUGUGGUGGCAACUGGACGAUGUUUUCCUCAGCCCCGGUACCUGCCUCUCCCCCGUGACAACCUGUUCAACUGCUCGCUGCCCUACGUCACCAUGAACUGGGGAGCCCGAACAGGAAACAAGAUUUGCCAGUACAUGUCCCUGUCUUUGUUGAGGAAGGUGUUUGGCGUGCGGGUGUCUCUACUUAAUAACUUGCAGAAACCAUUGGAAAAAAUCUUUUUUAAGUUGGAUUUGCCUGGUGAAGAUCCUGAAUGUUUCCCAAGAUACACUAGAAGCAUUCGCUUCACUGAUCUUUACCGAAAACUUGUUGCCGAGAGCCGUAAAGUAGUGCUAUCUGACGAACAACCAACUCACUACCCCCUCAAAGAAACUGUUUAUGUGAAGGACAACCCCUGUCCACCCGACAUGCUGUUCCCAUUCAGAGAUCAGUUUCGUCAAGAGUUGGUCUUCAAGAAGGAGUUAACUGACAAGGCCAGACAAAAGAUUGAUGAGGGAAUUAAGGCACUUGGUAUUUAUACCAACAAAAACAUCACCAAAGUCACCGUUCACGUCCGUAGAACAGAUUAUAUUGGAUAUAUAAAAUCGAGGUUCCAGCUCACUCCGCUGGACAAACUUUAUUUUCAACGAGCGUUUGAUUUCUUCAGGAAAAAAGUGCCUUACCCAGUCUUCCUGGUGACCAGUGACGACCCCAAGUGGUGUAAGGAAAACCUUAUCGACAAAGAUGUUGCUUUUGUUGGUUCCUUCUCGUCCGUGGACUUGGCGCUGCUAUCAUUCGGUGACCACCACAUAAUUAGUUACGGCACCUUUGGCUUCGUCAGCUCCUUCCUCGGGCGUGGCAUCAUUGUUUAUCCAUAUAGUGAGAAAAGCUGGCCUUUCUUCCGUUGCAUAAAUACCCCAAUGUACCAACCGAUUCAUAGAGAUUAGAAUGUACCGUCAACCAAUCUUUGUUAGGAUAGUAUUCACUCGUGAAGUGAUUGACGAAAAUAACUUCUAGUCUAUAUCUUGUCAGACCAAGUUAUGAAACUUCCUUCCAACCAGUCGAUCGCGGCUGACUGACUCACUUCUCGCUGUGUUACUAUUUAGUUGUUGUAUUAUGGUUGUUAGAUAAUUAAUUUUAGUAUAAUACAUAACAUAAUAUUUAUUUCAUGUUGAUAUAUAUGUAGGAUGCUCCAUUUUGUUGGACUCAUAGGGAGAAAUAAAGAUACACCGUAUUUGGGUAGAAAGAUAACAAAAGGCACCAGUAAUGAUGUUGAACAUAAACAAUAGAUACAAUAGUUUAAAUCAAGUACCAAUAAUCUUUCUGUCUUUAUUACUCCGUGUGGAACAGCAGCUAAGACUGGAUCCAUACUAACGGUUUACUGAAAGAGCAUAGCAGCCAGAGGCUGAAAAUAUACAGUUACAUAAUUGGGGAAUGGGUUUCGAUUUAC